Molecule: messenger RNA, 651 nt
Organism: Suillus clintonianus
Lineage: Eukaryota; Fungi; Basidiomycota; Agaricomycetes; Boletales; Suillaceae
Exons: 1
Coding region: 1-651 (216 amino acids)
Molecular function (GO): protein binding
Source: RefSeq, a predicted model, not a curated record
AUGUCAAAAAGAUCAGGAGACUCGAAAAAGCACCAGUAUGUACAAACGAAAGUUGAUUGUGACUGCAGUGAACUAGAAAAUAUAUCGCAACCUGACACCCGCGCACCAGAACUCCCUGUUCUUUUACACAGCAUGCUGUUCACUAACAUCCAACUUGACGACUUCUCGCCAACUCUCACUCGCUUCCUUGAGUGCAUUGAAAUUGAGGGAGCUGAGGAACAUGAGUGGAUCAUGAUGGCAGUCGUGAAUAUCAGUGCCAUGCUUGAAUAUGGACGUCCGAGCAGUGUGCUGCACAAGAUCGGUGGUGUAGGUGCUCGUGGCACUGGUGCAAGCGGUCCAGCUGUGAAAGUUGUCAAGAAGUGUCAUGCUGCGCCUGCAUUCCAUGAAGAAGACAGUGAAGAAAAAUGCAUGGACAUGGAUGACGAAGGUGAUCCACAGGCAUCUCCAGCUCUAUCAGACACACAUACGGCUGUGGAACUGUUGGUGUCAUUCAAACUAGCGCUGGAACUUGUGUUUCGAUGCUGUGUUUGGCAGCGUCGGACGACAUCAUGCCUGCGGCUCAUUGAAUUUGUGUGCCUUUCAGCUUCUAGCUCAGCGAGGGGUGUCGGGUGUCUCAUCCAGCGCCGAUCAGAGAUGAUCAAUAAGAAUUGA